CUUGCGCGAUCGAGUCGACCGUUCUCCGUUGUAGACAAAAAACUAUUGUUUCCCGUUGCAAUUUGUGAUGUAAAUACCAAACGAUGAUGCAGAGGACACGCGGCAACAGUGUAAAGGUGCUAAACUUGAUCGCGACGUUAAUAUUCACCGCUGCGUGUUGCUUCGGCGCGCAAGAUGAUAUCCUGUCCUGUAACCCGGCGAUGCUGGAACCGUGUCCCGGGGACCACCAAAUAUGUAAUCAGACUACGAGAAUAUGCGACUGUUUGCCCGACUAUGUGCGAGUAGAUAAGAAUUGCGAGCCACUCAGCAAUGAUACUCCGGCGAAACACAGCGCUACCGCCGCUGUGGUUACCAUAUUCACACUAGCACUAGUCAUUUGUGGACUUGUUUUAAUUGUAAGAAAGUAUAAUUUAAUUGAAUAUCUCAGACAGAAGAUCAACUUGAAGAGAAACGGUGAUAUUAUGUAUGAAGAUGUAAUGAUAGGCCAAGACGACCCGCCCCUGACGCCCUAAUGCCUUCACUUGUAUUCUAGAAUAAUGUUGUUAAAGUUGAACAUUUUAUUGACCAAGUAUUUCAAUAUAAUAUUUAUAACUGGU
Molecule: messenger RNA, 596 nt
Organism: Leguminivora glycinivorella
Lineage: Eukaryota; Metazoa; Arthropoda; Insecta; Lepidoptera; Tortricidae
Exons: 2
Coding region: 84-512 (142 amino acids)
Source: RefSeq, a predicted model, not a curated record